Schizophyllum commune H4-8 is the source of this 1014-nucleotide messenger RNA. RefSeq lists its product as uncharacterized. NCBI's taxonomy places the organism in Eukaryota, Fungi, Basidiomycota, Agaricomycetes, Agaricales, Schizophyllaceae. The transcript is spliced from 9 exons. Gene Ontology annotation, molecular function: RNA binding. Bases 1 to 1014 code for a protein of 337 amino acids. The record is from RefSeq and is a predicted model, not a curated record.
AUGCUAAGGGAGCUCCGCGCGCUGCAAGAACGACCGCGUCGGAGGCCCGCGAAGAGUAUAGUCUUCUUCGCCCAUGUCCACAGUGUCGAAGGCAUUCUCGGCGACGACUUUUGUGUACACGGACGACGAUUCGACUAUGGCCAACCCGUUCCUCGGAUGACGAACGCGAGACGAUUGCACCUCAAACCUGGCGAGGUAGUGGUGGUAGUCACCCGGAGGAUGGAGUGUAACGUUGGCGCUAUACUAGCAUGCUCGCGCCCUUCCCGCGAUGUCGCCCUCGUCACCCAAGUCCUCAUUCAACCGCAAGUUCUCGUUUAUCCUGAAGCAACGCAUCGCCUCCCGUCGAACAAGGACCGUACCGCCAGAGGGCUACAAUCAACAACGCGCCGCCGCUGCUGCACACCCGCGAGACGAGAGCGAGUUCAGUUCGUGGAGCAAGUGACUGUUAGCCAUCCCACGAGCGAGGCGGUAGCUGGGUUCACGCGGGUCAUUGCACUCUGCUUGAUGGACUCGCGAAGCAAUGGAUCGCCGUCCGGUGAGCGGCGUGAUCGCGUCUACAAGAUACGACUAGGCCGUCGAGUGUUGGCUUGUAACCAGGUCUCUGUCGGUUCUCGUGUUCUCGUCCCUGUCGGAGGAGCUCCGCGGCAAGUACAACGCGUGUUCCCCUCGCAUCCUUUGCUCGAGGGCGAUUACCAUCGCAUCGGGCGCGGCAAGUACAAGAGUCGGGAUGGCAAGGUCACCCAAGUCUACAGGAAGAAAUGGGUCACUAGCCGCUCGCUUGUUUCAAUUACGCGCUGCCCGCCCGCUGUCAGCAAGCACUACGAUACCAAAUUCACUCAUGAAGCCCGAAUCAACUCCUGUCUUUUCAGCCUCCCGCCACCUUCGCCACCGCUACCACCCACCCUCGCUCGCCCUCCUGCUCAGUGCCGACCGCGGCUCCGAAAGUUCAACAUGUCACGUGCCCCCAUCCAGGCGCUGAGGCAACGUAUCGACGUCCGGCGAGCGGCGCCAUGA